Messenger RNA from Macroventuria anomochaeta, 763 nucleotides. RefSeq lists its product as uncharacterized. The transcript is spliced from 4 exons. Bases 1 to 603 code for a protein of 200 amino acids. Lineage: Eukaryota; Fungi; Ascomycota; Dothideomycetes; Pleosporales; Didymellaceae. The record is from RefSeq and is a predicted model, not a curated record.
AUGAACCACACCAACCAAGACACUUGCAGCACCACGGUCCCCUACAAAACAAUCUCCAUCGACCUCGGCGCCGAUGAUCAGAAGAAGCCCGAAUUUCUCGGAAUCAAUCCUAAUGGGCGCAUCCCCGUGAUAAUCGACCACAACCGCAACGAUUUCCCCGUCUUUGAGUCUGGCGCAAUCGUCUUGUAUUUCGCUGAGCACUAUGACAAGGACUCCAAGUUCUCAUUUCAAGAUGCAAAUGAAAAGAGCAAAAUGCUGCAAUGGCUGUUCUUCCAAAACGCGGGCAUCCAGUACGGUAUCGACCGCUACCAAAACGAGACGAAGCGGCUCUACUCUAUGCUAGAAAAGCGUCUGAAGGGUCGCGACUAUCUUGUGGGUAAGGGAAGGGGCAAGUACAGCGUGGCUAAUAUCAGUACAUUUAUGUGGGCACGGUUGAAGGAGUGGAGCGAUAGGAUUGGGGAGCGCGAGGCAGUGAAGAGAGGGCUGCUGGUGCCGAGGGAGGAGGAUCAGAUUGUGAGGUUGAGGGAUCCAAAUGUGGAGGACCCGUUUAAGGGGUGGUUUAUGAAGCGGCAGAAUGAAGUUAAGGAGAAGCAUGGGAAGUAAAGAUACAGACACAGAACAGUGAAGUGGAUCAUCUUUCGAAGCACAGAGAGAGUUGUUGCAGUGGAAGAGGAACAACAUGUUUAAACAUCCGAACGAACGGACUUGCCUGUGUUGAUUAACUAAUCUAACACUCUACUCAGGUAUAAAGCAAUCCCCCAUU